This is a messenger RNA of Oncorhynchus nerka (sockeye salmon), 11080 nucleotides long. RefSeq names its product microtubule cross-linking factor 2-like. NCBI's taxonomy places the organism in Eukaryota, Metazoa, Chordata, Actinopteri, Salmoniformes, Salmonidae. The transcript is spliced from 14 exons. The record is from RefSeq and is a predicted model, not a curated record. The coding region runs from base 330 to 5957 and encodes 1875 amino acids. Gene Ontology annotation, biological process: regulation of autophagy.
CUUAAGCUGGGCGGAGAAAAAAACUCGCGAGCACACUUCCACUCUGUUUCUACCACUUCGGCGAGAUAGAGUUGCAUAUGUUAGUGCAAUAUGAGUAGAAGAUGUGCCAAAACCUAAACGGAAUUAACCAUAAAACAUAAUUAGGCCUACAGCGUGUUAUGUUAUUGUAGCCUAAUUUGCCGUUUCCAUCUCUAUGCGCUGUUAAAUCCGGUUUAAUAGGGAUUGCUGCAGUUUAUUUGUUUGCAGUUGUGAGAUAAAAGCUCGACUUCUUCUGCCUUUAUUGAUAGGGGUUUCAUUUCUGUUUUUCUGUAGUUGUCAAAGCGGAAUGAAUGACAAAGACAAAGGCGGAUGUUAAUUCGCCAACUCACUUUGUCUCGCCGAAGGAAAGGAGACACAGGCACAAAAUGGAAAGCGGGACGGAGAGCGCCAACAGCGGGCAGGCGAAGCCUCAACAACAGCACCAGUUCGAGCAACAGCCCGUAGUGCAGCCCAUUCAAGUCAACGCAAAGAAAAAAAAUAAUCGGGCUCCAUCACCCGCCAGACCCAAGGAUGUGCCUGGAUGGUCCCUCACCAAGAUCCGUGGAGGAAUCGGUACACCAACACUGAGCGUUAAACCAGGAUCCAUACAUUUAGGCAGCCGGGUGUCCAGGCGUAGUCCGGUUAGCGGGAAAGAGACGAAAUCUGAGAAAGGAAAAUUGACGGGAAAAUCCACGGUAUCGGUAGCCAGUGCCCAGAAGAGCAGCAGUAAAUCGAUGAAAGGUGGUCGGAGGAAGGUGUCCGAUGCGAGCAACGCCUCCGACGACCAGAGCAAAGACUCCGGUUGCGCUGCGGGCAAACGUUCGUCAACGGAUAGUAGUUCCGAGCUCUCGGAUUGUGCCUCGGAGGAGAAUAAACUAUCCACGGACGCUCUGAGUAGUGACACCGAAUCCAACAGCCGAGGCGGGGUUCUUGAUGGCGAUAAACCAAGCAGUGACUUCGGACAUGGGCCACCGGAUAGGGGUAGUCGUGGUGACCAUCACGCCAAGACCCCAGUGGAUAAGGACCGAAUCUCCCUGGGAGUGGAGACCGUAGGGGGGAGCAUUUCUCCCGGGGAUGAACGGUCUCUCACCUCGUUCGACAGCCGGGUGCCUGCCAGCACAUCCCUAGCUUUCUCCGACCUGACGGAAGAGUUCAUGGAUGGCAUGCAUGAAGAAUUUGUCAGAGAAAUCGAGGAACUGAGAUCAGAGAACGAUUACCUAAAAGAUGAGAUGGAGGAGCUGCGCUCUGAGAUGUUGGAGAUGAGGGAUAUGUACAUGGAGGAGGAUGUGUACCAGCUGCAGGAGCUGAGGCAACAGUUUGAGCAGGCCAACAAGACCUGCCGCAUCCUGCAGUACCGCCUCCGCAAGGCCGAGAGACGCAGCCUCCGCGUGGCCCAGACGGGACAGGUAGACGGGGAACUCAUCCGGACCCUGGAGCAGGACGUCAAGGUGGCUAAAGACGUGUCCAUCCGGCUGCACAACGAGUUGGACUCUGUGGAGAAGAAGAGGGGUCGUCUGGAGCAGGAGAACGAGGAGCUGAGGGUCAGGCUCCAGGACCUAGAGGUGGCCAAGCAGGUCCUGCAGGCUGAGAUGGAGAAGCAACGAGAGAACUCUCUGAAGAAGAGAGGCGGUCGGCCAAACAACAAGCCAGAGAAGAAGCCAUCUGUCCAGCAGGAGGACAACUCUGACCUCAAGUGCCAGCUCCAUUUUGCCAAGGAGGAGUCCGUUCUCAUGUGCAAGAAGCUGACCAAGAUGGCCAAGGACAGCGAGGCCAUGCGGGAGGAGCUGGCCAAGUACCGCUCGGUCUACGGCGAUGUGGACGCCUCACUCACCGUGGAGGAGGUCAACGACUCACCCCACACCCGUGAGGCCGAGGUUAGAGUUCACCUGAAGCUGGUGGAGGAGGAAGCCAACCUGCUGAGCCGGCGCAUCGUGGAACUAGAGGUGGAGAACCGUGGCCUACGGGCCGAGAUGGACGACAUGAAGGGCCAGGAGCUGCCUCCAGGGCUGGGGCUGGGAGGCAUGGGAGGCCCUGGAGGAGGAGGUCUGGAUAACGUGAUGGAGCUCCAGAGGCACCUGCAGUUUGUGGAGGAGGAAGCGGAGCUGCUACGGCGCUCGCUGCUGGAGAUGGAGGAGCAGAACAAGCUGCUGAUGAAUGAGAUCAACCGCUACAAGUCGGAGCUGCCGCUGACGUUGGACCCAAACCAGGAUGACUCCUCGUCCAUCUCUCUCCUGGAGGAUGGUCAUGGUGGGGGAGCUCUCAUCAGCACCGAGGCCCCCCAUGAGGAGCUGCUGCAGGCCGCCAGGCUCCAGAUCGGGGAGCUGAGCGGCAAAGUGAAGAAGCUCCAGUACGAGAACCGUGUGUUGCUGUCCAACCUGCAGCGCUGCGACCUGGCCUCCUACCACAGCUCUUCUAGGCCCGCCCUGGAGACCGACGCUGAGGCAGGGGACUCGGCCGAGUGCCUCCCCAGCCAAGCGUGCCGGGAAGGCCCCAUCGGAGGGGAGAACAAGCCCCUGGAGGAGAAGGAGAAGAAGACGUCCACGGGGGUUCCCAUUCACCUGCACGGUAACGUCCCCCUGGGGCUGAAUGACCAUGAGGCCCUGCUGGCCAUGAGGGACCAGGCCCGCCUCAUCUCUACAGCCAUACAGCUGCUGACCGCUUCCGAUUCCAACUGCCCCUCCCUCUCCCUCUACCGCAAGACCUCCUCCAACUCCUCCGGGGAGACUGCAGAGCCCUGUGUCCCAGAGAAGAGCCAGCAGUCCCAACCCUCAGAGCUCCAGGACCUGCCCCUGGUGGAGGCUCUGAUGGGCAGGCUGAGAGCACUGCACACCCAGCUCCAGGCCUUCGUGAAGCGAGUGGAGAGCCUUGGCAGCGCCCCUCCUGGGAGGGAGCAGGUGGAGGUGGCAUCACCCCUGCCUCUACUGUCCGAAGCUGGAGACUUGGAUACGCCCUCUGCCUCACACCGAUGCCCUCCAGACGACCAGGCGGGUGAGAUCACUGCAGGGCAGAAGCAGCCCGACUUUAGGGACCAAUCAGAGCGCGAAGUGAAAGGUCAGGAGGAGGAGGAGGGUGACAGCCACAUUGACAACAACAAGAACCAGGUUAAACAGGAGACGGACACAGCCCUGCAGAUCAGUGAGCUGCAGGCCCUUCUGUUGGAGGCGAGGGACAAUGCUUGCAGGACGCAGGAGGAACUGACUGUGGAGAGGCAGGAGGAACGGACUGUGGAGAGGCAGGAGGAACGGACUGUGGAGAGGCAGGAGGAACGGACUGUGGAGAGGCAGGAGGAACGGACUGUGGAGAGGCAGGAGGAACUGACUGUGGAGAGGCAGGAGGAACUGACUGUGGAGAGGCGGGAUCACAGAGGCCCCACCCACAGCAGCUCACAGACAUUAACACAGCUGCAGGAGCAGCACCAGAAGGCCCUGACAAGAAGGGACUUCCAGCUACAGAGUCUGAGUCUGCAGACGCGGUUGCAGCAGAAGUUCUGGAGCCAAGAGAGGAACCUGAUGUUGCAGGAGUCCCAGCAGCUCAAGCAGACCCUGCUGCUGCUCAGCCUCAAGCUGCGUUGCUUCCUCAAACAGUGGCGGCUGGGACGCAAGCUGGACACGGAGGCCAAGGAUGUCCUGGAGGUGAACAGCCUGAAGGACCUGUACCUGCUGUUGGAGGAGGAGAGUCUGGCCGCCCACCCCCAACAGGGAGACAACAAGAUUACCUCCACAGAGGAGCAGCACCUCUGCCCCACCAUCUCCAAGGAGCUCUGUGUGCUGGAGAAGAGCUACACACAGAUGAGCGGCGUGAGCAGCACACUGGCGGACCUGAAGGGAGCGCUCCAGGAUCUGAGCGGAGAGCUGCGAGAGGAGCGCCAGGGCUCUCAGGAACUGACCCAGCAGUUUGCCCGCGCUAAGGCCUCCUGGGAGGUGGAGAGGACAGAGCUCAAGAGCCUCAUUACCCAGCUGGAGAGCAAGGCGGGCUUGGCUGCCCUGGCCGGGGGGGAGAAGGACCUCCAAGGACCUCCCGACCUGAAGGUGGCACUGAGGAGGGAGCGUGAGGAGCACCAGCACCUCCUGGCCGACUCAUAUGCCGCCGUCAUGGACCUGACCAAGCAGCUGCAGAUGGGCGAGAGGAACUGGAACCGUGAGAAGCUGGAGCUCAUAGAGCGUUUCAGUCAGGAGAGGGGCCAGUGGGAGCAGAGGCUACAGUGCAAGAUGUCUCUGCACUACAAAACCACCCCUGAAACAAAAACUGCACUGGACGUUGUUACAAAUGGAACCAAUUUAUCAAGGACCAAGUCCAUCCCGUCCAUGUUGGAGGGUCUGCUGGAGGCCUGUCCUUUCCGUCAGGAGGUCAAUGGUACAGCCAAUGAGGAGGGAGAGAAGGACCAGCCCAGCACCCAGGCCCCUCCCCUUCUAACCCACACAGACCCGGGUGACCUCACCAGGAAGAACUGGAAGUACCUGACCAAUGAGAUGGCUCUGAUGGAGCAGGGUGAUGCCCCCUUCAAGACGUGGGACUGUCCCAGCUCCCCAAGCAGUUUCCUGGACCUGGAGAGCAUCCAGAGGAGCUACACAGCCCCCGACAAGACUGGCAUCCGCAUCUACUACAGCCCCCCUACCAUGCGCCGUAUGGAGAGCCGGCUGGCCAAGGAGAAGCAGGAUAAACCUCAAGCCCAGCAAGGCCACCUGUCUCGGGCUUCAACUCCCUCAGACGCUGUGGCCCUGGAGGGCCAACCUCCCUCCUCCUCCUCCUCCUCCUCUUCGUCCUAUGACCAGUGGUUGAGCUCUCUGUCCAAGCAGCACAGGGACCUUCUAGAGAACAGCAGCGGUGGCGCGGGGGUGGCGCCCUUCCACGGCCUGGAGAUCUCUGCCAACCUCUCGGACGACAUGAAGGAGAUGACCAACUGCGUGCGCCAGGCCAUCCGCUCCAGCUCUCUUGAGAGGAAUUGCAGCAAGGAUGCGAGCAGCCAGACGGUGGGGGUGUCUAGUCGCUCCACCCAGACGGUCCAGUUUGUGAGCGUGGGGCUGCAGACGGACGGGCUCGGGUCUCGGGGGGUGGGGGGCUUCCACACCAAAUCCUCCUGGUCCCCCCGGCCCUCGUCGUCGCUGGCCUCGGCCUCGGCCCGCUCGCGCCACAUCUCCUCAUCACUGGAUAAGGUGCACAGCCGCAUCGACAGGCCCUGUUGCUCACCCAAGUUCGGCUCCCCCAAGCUACAGCGACGCAUUUCUGCCUCCUCCUCCAAGCUGGACGGAGGAGGAUUGUCCUCGGCUUCAUCCAGAGACCGCAGCCUGUGGAACCUCCACCAGCGGUCCUCGACCUCCAGCGGCUCGGCCUGGGCCCGUUCCACCACCACCAGGGACAGCCCCGUGCUCAGCGGCCUCAACGAUGGCCUGUCCAGCCUGUUCAGCGUGGUGGAACACUCCGGCAGCGUAGAGUCCCUGUGGAAGAGUGAGCCAGGGGCCAGCCCAGCCCGCCAGGCAGCAGGGAAGCCCUCUGGCCCUGGACCAGACACCGGAGCCCAGAAAUAUGGCCCUUUCCAGGAGUUUUUCAGGAACGUGUGCGGCCGGACCGGAACGACCAUGCCCGGGGGAGGGGAGAGGGGGCAGAGGGAGGUGGGGGCCAUGGAUGAGCCCAAGCCUGAGUGCCUCUCUGGGGUUUCGCUGGUGGGGAACGACAGCGUCACCAAGAUCGUCAACAAGAGGUUCAUGAGACAGAUGCCCAGGGAGGAGUUGGGGGCCACUGCUAACGAUCUCACUGCCAGGGACCUGACCUUGAGCUCCAGCAUGGAGGAUGCAGCGUGUGAUUGCAACUCCCAGUCUCUUACAUCCUGCUUCGCCCGGCCCUCCCGCUCAGCCACACGCCAUUCACUGGGCCACUGCAUGCACCGCUCUCAGGAGCCUCCCACGGCAACGGAGGAGAGAGUGGAUGCAGGCAAUGAGUGAUGGAUCAGUGAGAACACACACACACAUACUGCCUCACCAACACACUGCCACAUAAGCUACAGUACUGUCACAAAACGUAGACACAAACAUCUUGGCUACACCAACACACUGCUACAUACAUACUGUACAUACACACAAUCCCUCACAAACUGCCACACAGAACCACUGUCACAUGCACACACUCACACACACACACACACACACACUUCUGGAAUUGGAACUCAACCCAAGCAGCACAUUCUAAUGCCAAGGAUAUAGGAAGACCAGAAUCUCCUAGGAUUCCUCUUUGAGCACCAGAACCACUACCAACUACCAGCAGGACAACAACCUCACACACAACACACAUACUGGAACAGUAAUGACACACUACUUCCUAUAUACUGCAGUAUUUAGGGAAUAGGGUGCUAUUUUGCACACAAACAGUUUGUGGAAACGACCACCUAGGAAUUCAGACAGUCUUAUAUGAUGUCAGAACCCACAACACUCUACUUGACCUAUUUUUGGAAUUGCAUAGGGAAAACACACUGGGCUACUAGAUUUCUACAAUGUGGAUCUUCCUAACCGACAGGGAUAUGAGGUGGUUUGUUAGCUGCUCCCAUUCCAAAUACCAAAUCCUAUUCCCAGUCCAAUUCCCUAGCCAGCACCAGUCCCUUCCCAACCCAGCAUCUGGAGAGCUCUGUCCAAGCCUCCUCCCUAACACCAAGCAGAGGAUUCUACUGGUGUGGACCGCCUCUCGCCAUUAUCAACCAACAACCAUUAAAAAAACAUCUCAUCAACGUAUGUUCAUUUUUUUAUGUCAACUGCCUCCCUGUUGUUUUUCUGAAAGACUUUCAUCCAAUGAAGGGGUAGGACAUUUACGUCCUUAUGUUACGUAUGAUAUGAUGAUUCUAUGUUUUCUAAAGGUUGUUUGAAUGUUUAUAAUCUGCCUGUUGUUGGCACACAUUGAUAGGAUGGUGGUUAAGACUCUGAGACCCUAUGAGUUUUGUCUCUUGUGUACUUAUACUGUAGGAUGUGGAUGUAUAAGAGGAUCCCAGCUGUAAAGAUAACUCCCUGCCAGGAAAAAACACAAACUUGUCCCAUUUUGAGAGACAAUGCAUUCCUUUGUUACGUUACAAUUCCAAUUACACUCUGGCUAAUCUGUUAAAGUGUGAGUGUGUGUGCGUGCACGGUGUGUUUGUGAGUGACAGAAUGCUCAUUCUAGAAUGCCUUUGCAGCAUUCCCAUAUAGUGAUGGCUGUUGUUGUUGCACAGUGUUUCUGCUUCAUCCUCAGCCAUCGACUGUCUGUGUUCCUGACCUCUUGUCUACUGCUUUAAAUGUAACAGGACACAAUGUCCUCUACAGAAGGUUAGCUCCUUCCUUUUCUCUGAAGUCUUGAGAUAUUGUUCAGUACCAGUCAAAGGUUUGGACACGCUACUCUUUCAAGGGUUUUUCUUUAUUUUUACUAUUUUCUACAUUGUAGAGUAAUAGUGAAGACAUCAAAAGUAUGCAAUAACACAAAUGGAAUCAUGUAGUAACCAAAAAAGUGUUAUACAAAUCAAAAUAUAUUUUAGAUUCUUCAAAGUAGCCACCCUUUGCCUUGACAGCUUUGCACACUCCUUGCAUUCUCUCAACCAGCUUAAUGAGGAAUGCUUUUCCAACAGUCUGGAAAGAGUUCCUACAUAUUCUGAGUGCUUGUUAGCUGCUUUUCCUUCAUUCUGCAGUCCAACUCAUUCAGAACCAUCUCAAUUGAGUUGAGGUCGGGUGAUUGUGGAGGCCAGGUCAUCUGAUACAGCACUCCAUCACACUCCUUCUUGGCCCUUAAACAGCCUGGAGGUGUAUUGGGUCAUUGUCCUGUUGAAAAACAAAUGAUAGUCCCAAUAAGCACAAACCAGAUGGGAUGGCGUAUUGCUGCAGAAUGCUGUGGUAGCCAUGCUGGUUAAGUGUGCCUUGAAUUCUAAAUAAAUCACACAGUGUCACCAGCAAAGCACCAUCACACCUCCUCCUCCAUGCUUCACGGUGGGAACCACACAUGUGGAGAUCAUAUGUUCACCUACUAUGCGUCUCACAAAGACAAGGAGGUUGGAACCAAAAAUCUCAAAGUUUGACUCAUCAGACCAAAGUACAAGUUUCCACCAGUCUAAUGUCCAAUGCUCGUGUUUCUUGGCCCAAGCAAAUCUCUUAUUUUUAUUGGUGUCCUUUAAUAGUGGUUUCUUUGCAGCAAUUCGACCAUGAAGGCCUGAUUCACGCAGUCUCCUCUGAACAGUUGAUGUUGAGAUGUGUCUGUUACUUGAACUCUGUGAAACAAUUAUUUGGGCUGCAAUCAGAGGUGCAGUUAGCUCUAAUGAACUUAUCCUCUGCAGCAGAGGUAACUCUGGGUCUUCCUUUCCUGUGGCGGUCCUCAUGAGAGCCAGUUUCAUCAUAGCGCUUGAUGGUUUUUGCGACUGCACUUGAAGAAAUGUUCAAAGUUCUUGAAAUGUUCUGCAUUGACUGACCUUCAUGUCUUAAAGUAAUGAUGGCCUGUUGUUUCUCUUUGCUUAUUUGAGCUGUUCUUGCCAUAAUAUGGACUUGGUAUUUUACCAAAUAGGUCUAUCUUCUAUAUACCACCCCUACCUUGUCACAACACAACUGAUUGGCUCAAACGCAUUAAGAAGGAAAGAAAUUCUACAAAUGAACUUUUAGCAAGGCACACCUGUUAAUUGAAAUGCAUUCCAGGUGACUACCCAAUGAAGCUGGUUGAGAGAAUGACAAAAGUGAGCAAAGCUGUCAAGGCAAAUGGUGGCUAUUUUGAAGAAUCUCAAAUUUAAAAUAAAAUUUGAUUUGUUUAACACUUUUGUGGUUAUUACAUGAUUCCAUAUGUGUUAUUUCAUAGUUUGAUGUCUUCACUGUUAUUCUUCAAUGUAAAAAAUAAAGAAAAACCCUUGAAUGAGUAGGUGUAUCCAAACCUUUGUCUGGUACUGUAUGUGGGAUGUUUCUUAUGAAAAAACAACAUUGUGAAAAUGGAGGGAACAAAGGCCUCAGUUGUGAAGAGAGUUUGUUGUACCUUUAAAUUAAGUCAGAGUCUGAGAAGUUGUCUAGUUAGAUUUGGUGUAUUCCAUAUAUUUCAGUGUCUCUCUAAGGUCUGAUAGAUGUCAAUCAGUCUGUUAAUAUGGGGACUGUUGUGGUGUUGACUUUGAAGUGCCUGUUAGACGAGGUCAGCGUGCACCAAACCGCACUUCAGAACAACAACCCCAGACCUUUUCAACGGACACCAUUGUUCAUGUAAUCAUUUUAGACACAAGGGAGAUAUAACCUGUACUCUAUAGCACAUCAUUCUGAAGUAACACGCCAUCACCAACUCUGACAAGCAGAGAGAGAGAGCGAAUGGUUUACUUUCUUUUGAUACCAAGGAACUUUUUUCAGAGAAGUAAAUUAUUUGUAUUUGUUUUUUUAUAAAUGUUUAUAUAUAUAUAUAUAUAUAUAGAUGUUUUUUUUUCUCUCGGAUUGCAAUGGUGCUGGACUAAUAGUGCAGAUUCUGUUAUUUUAAAAAGUGCUUUUUACAAUGCUUUUAUGUAAGCGAAAUGACUCAGCUUUGCUAUAUUGGCACAUAGUAUUCUUUUUAAAUGGCUAUUGGUUAGGAGUCAGUCCCUGGCAGGUGCCUUAAUGAUGAGCAUGUCACUGUCGUAAAAACGGAUUUGGCCGCUACCCGAGAGCCUCACUGAUCAUGUAACAGGCACAUACACACACCACUCUCUCUCGCUCUCUCAGUCUCUCUCACUCUCUCUUUCCCUCCCUAGAAGCUGAGUUAGCAUGGGCAGUCAGCAGGCUCUUUUGUGUGUUUCUUCUUGUUGUAAGAAGGAAAUGAUGACUCGUCUCUUUAAAUAGGGAAUUACAGUAGUAGGUCUCUCAAAGUCUUUAAAUGUACUUGUGGUUCAAACCCACAAUUUCUCACAGGCCCAGCCAUCCAACCACUGACAAGCUUGAUUCCAGUCCACACAGACAGACUUAACUGGUCUGGUUCCUCCUGCCUUUGAUAAAAGCUGCUGCCAUACCCGUUCCGCUACCUCCCUGGCCUCCUCUGCCCUUUGACCUGGAAGAACUAAAUGCAAGGCUGUCACUUGUACCUACCUACCUGCCCGAGGCCCACCAUGUUUGUUGUGUUGUCAGUAAGAAGGUCACUAGAGUGCCUUUCUAAAAUAAACAUUUCUUGGUGAGCAGCAGCCGUUAGCAAAACAAAGUGUUAUACAGUAUCCAAAACCACUUGGCUGUUCUACGUUCCUAAAACAAGUAACUGAGCACAUGAAUGGAAGUCAAGUCAUAAUUAUGUACAUUUUAAAAGGGAACUGAAAAUAUGAUGAUAUGCGUCUUCUUAAUACACUUCGGGUUUUAUGUUUACAGUAAAGGUCUUUCCUAUUGUUUUUUAAAUAGUUUCGGUCUAAUAUAGCCUUUCUACCUGUCUGUCAAGUACAUAUGUUAGGCUCCUCUUCCUCAGGUAACAGUAGCUGGUCCCACAGCAGGUAGCCAAUGACAGGAGAGAGUCUUGGUUCAGUUUAAAGCAACGGUCCAAUCAGAGAGAGAGAUACUGCUAGGCAUGAGAGAGCAAUGCCACUGUACCAUGUCAUUGUUCAUCUAUCCUUAAGCAAACUGCAUGAUGUCACCUCCCCAUCCACAAUGCCUAGCAAUAUGUACACGAAUUCUUAGCUUACGCUGUUAAUAAUAUUAGCUAAAUUAUUACUGAAAUAUUGCCUGUAUAUUCACUUUGUAUAUUUCCUUUCUUUCUAAUACACUGACUCUUGGGCAAAAAGAGAAUGCAAUGACUGAAAAUGAAACAAAAAAAUCAUUGCUUGUAUUGUUACUUGAAAAGGAUACAUCAACAUUAUUUGUACUCUUUCUAUCCUUGCAUAGAGAAUAAAGCUGAAUGUCUACUGUAGCUAUGAGCUGACUGUUGAAGUAUGUAGCUCUCUCCCUUUCUACAGACACUGUCUUUGUACAUAGACUCAUUUUAAAAAAGAAAGUAAAAGAAAGAUAAGAAAUGGAACAGGAUUUAGAUUUUUAGGGGGUUGUUCUUUUCCAACCAUGUACCCUGUUCAGCUGAGAUCUCAUUUCCUUCUGUUUGUCAUAUAGACCACAAAUAAAUGUUUGUUGAAAAUAAAGAAUCUAUUCUCUCA